AUGAGCAAAACCGUCUGCUUGAUCUUCCUUUUGGUUACCCUUCUUGCUGUAAUUUCUACACCAACGGCUGCAGCCGGACUUGAAAAAAAGUGGGAUAAUAAUAACUGUUGCCCAAUUGCUCAAUGUGUAUUCAAGAAGAAGCAUAAGAAACGUUGGAGUAAUGAUGAUGAUGAUGAUAAUAAGAAGAUUAAGCAUAAGUUUGACGGAUUUAUUCAAUUUGUGGAUACCUUUAACGACCAGUUAUAUGUCAGUGGCUUCUUGGACUAUGAGAAACCUAAGAAGAAAGUCGCGGCCGAUGAUCUUGACCCCGAAUUUGACGUACAUGUUACCGACUGUAAUGACUUUAGUUUCGAAAAUAUCGAAGGUGGCCUUGAUUUGGACAAUAUUAAGAAAAUUUUCGAUCUGCCAUUCGCUACAGUCAUCAAUGAUGGCAAGAAAGUUAAGGAUCUUGUUGGCAAAUGCUGUAUCGUAGCAAAGGACAAAGACGAUUUCAAGCAUAAAGUUGUUGGCGUUGCUAAAGUGAAGCAAACCGUAACAUGUGAACCCAACCCCCAAAUUGAUCUCUAG
Molecule: messenger RNA, 567 nt
Organism: Paraglomus occultum
Lineage: Eukaryota; Fungi; Glomeromycota; Glomeromycetes; Paraglomerales; Paraglomeraceae
Source: the annotation of a GenBank genome assembly